This is a messenger RNA of Sitodiplosis mosellana (orange wheat blossom midge), 1998 nucleotides long. Its product is annotated as probable cytochrome P450 6a23. The record is from RefSeq and is a predicted model, not a curated record. Bases 236 to 1777 code for a protein of 513 amino acids. Lineage: Eukaryota; Metazoa; Arthropoda; Insecta; Diptera; Cecidomyiidae. Gene Ontology annotation, molecular function: oxidoreductase activity, acting on paired donors, with incorporation or reduction of molecular oxygen; heme binding; monooxygenase activity. The transcript has 2 exons.
UGUUGAAGCGUCGAAUUGAACAUUCUUAUAUUGGAAAUCGACUAGACAUGUCGCGUCGUUGAUUCAGUUGAACAUCUUGUCGACCAUAAAAAUUCUCUAUUUCAUCAUCGAGUUGUUGUAUCAAUCAAUUCAUAUCAGUUCGAUUUUUUUGUGUGUGAUUGAGAUCGAGGGUCUUCGGUUCGGAAUUUUCUAAGUGAUUUUUUUUCCUCGGCAAAUAGCAAAUAUCUCAAGAAAAAUGUUGACUUUUCUGCUCUUAAGUGCAGUGCUCGGUGGUUUAUUUGUGCUAUAUGUUUACAUUCGGUUUCAGCAGUCUUAUCAGCUGUGGUCGAGACAAGGAGUGCCAACGAUUCCACCGUCGUUUCCAUCAGGGCAUCUCGACUCUCGUAUGGCGUACAUGAAUUUUGGCUUAAUGGCAAUUGAUUUGUAUAAAAAGCUCAAGUCAAAAGGUGACUACGUUGGCUUAUACUUUCUGAAUAAGCCCGUUCUGUUUGUACUAACGCCCGAAUUUGCGAAAACCGUGCUAGUUCGUGAUUUCCAGUAUUUUGUGAAUCGUGGUGUGUAUUUUAACAAAGACGACGAUCCAUUGUCGGCUAAUUUGUUUUUCAUUGAGAACAGUGAUUGGCGUCGUUUGCGCAUUAAGAUGACGCCAACCUUUAGCAGUGGCAAAAUCAAAAACAUGUUCUUCACCAUUUACGAUGUGGCCGAUGAAAUGGUAAAGCAUUUACAAAUGAAAUGGAACAGUAACAACAGCAGCAACAGUGGUGGUUCAAAGAGUGAAUUCAUUGUUGAAAUCACCGAUUUGCUGGCGCGCUAUAACACCGACGUCAUAGUGUCAUGUGCAUUCGGUACACAAUGCGACAGUUUAUCGAAUCCAAAAUCCGAAUUUCGUGCGGUGGGUAAAAAAAUGUUGACAUUCACACGGAUCCGUUUGCUAAAACUCUAUGCAGCAAUGCUGUUUCGGCGUCAGGCACGAGCGCUCGGUUUUCGUUUGCUCCACAACGACGUAUCAAAAUUCAUAAUCGCAAUGUGCAAAAAAACCAUCGAAGAGCGCAAAGAAAAACAAAUCGAACGUCGCGAUUUUAUGCAGCUGAUGAUUGAUUUAUAUCGAGAAGAGGAAGACGGUGUAAGUGGUGACGGCGACGGGCUAUCACUUAAGGAUAUUGCAGCGCAAGUGUUUUUAUUCUUUUUUGCUGGCUUUGAAACCUCAUCGACAGCCAUGACUUAUGCUCUUUAUGAGCUCGCAUUAAACAGGGUGAUACAGGAUAAAGUACGCGCCGAAUUGAAUGACGUUCUUAGUCGGCACGAUGGUAAAAUCACCUACGACAGCUUAAUGGAGUGCACCUAUUUGGACCAAGUGAUUUACGAAACGAUGCGAAUGCAUCCAGCUGUUGGUACACUUCAUCGAAUCAUUAGCAAGGAUUAUACACUUCCCAAUGGUGCCGUCGCACCAAAGGGUACUUAUGUGAUUGUUCCGGCUGUUGCGUUCCACAAUGAUGCUGAAUUGUUUCCAGAUCCGAAUUGCUUUGAUCCGAACCGCUUUAGCGAUGCAAAUAAAUCGAAACGGCACUCGUUCAGUUUUUUGCCAUUCGGAGAGGGGCCGCGCAUUUGUAUCGGCGUUCGCUUUGGCAUGCUGCAGACGAAACUCGGAUUGGCCAUGUUGCUGAAACAUUUUCAAUUUGAAACUUGUGCUAAAACGAAAAUUCCAAUUAAAAUUGAUAAUGUUUCGUUACUAUUAUUGCCGUCGGGUGGUGUUUGGCUGAAAGCGAGCAAAGUGUAACACAUUCUACUGACUUUUAGCCACUCUUCGCCCUUCUCUCUCUUUGCUCGGUAUAAAUCACAUCGCACCAUUAUAUCACGCGUUCGCGUUUUUAUUUCUAGUUCGUAAUUUUUUUUGUUUCUCUGUUACAGUGGAGGAGGCGAACAAAAAAAACCACACUCCCAAACAUGAAACCAUUUCACUUUGUACUCAAGUUUUCGCUUUUCAAUUAAAAGUGAGUU